Molecule: messenger RNA, 2098 nt
Organism: Salvelinus fontinalis (brook trout)
Lineage: Eukaryota; Metazoa; Chordata; Actinopteri; Salmoniformes; Salmonidae
Product: inositol 1,4,5-trisphosphate receptor-interacting protein-like 2
Exons: 6
Coding region: 84-2096 (670 amino acids)
Source: RefSeq, a predicted model, not a curated record
GAGAGAGAGAGAGAGAGAGAGCACGAGAGAGAGAGAGAGAGAGAGAGAGACAGAGAGAGAGACAGAGAGAGAGAGAGAGGAGGAUGAGUGUGUACACUCUUAACCUGCGGGUGUUCUGGCCUCUGUUGACCUGUGUGUUGACUGGUCUGGUUUUCCACCACCACAUAACCCACUGGCUAAGCCCAGAAUCAGGCCCCGAUCCUGGGUACGAGGCUGGGACAGAGCCGUGCUCUGACCAGGGCCCUCCUGUCUUUUUCUCCCUCAUCAAACUACUACUGGCCUGUGUCCUCUGCUACCUCUUCAUAAGGUACUGCUCCACCCACCCAGGAGGGCCCCAGAGGGUGCCUCUCGAGGCCGCUGACGGGGCUCUGAAAUCGGGUUGGUCUCGUCGAGAGGUCCUGGAGGACUACUACGAGCGCUGGGUGCGUCUGUCUCCUCACGUCCUGGGGCACAGCAAGGCCCACGUGGCCAAACUGGUCGGGGAGCUGGUCAGAGCCGGACGUGCCACUGGAGGUAUCCCAGAGUCCUCUCUGGCGUUCCGGGGAGACUUCCUGCAGGUGGGCAGUUCAUACGAGGAGCACAAGGUGGGCGCUCCAGAUUACUAUGAUAUCCUGGUACCUCUGAAGAUUCCCCGAGAACUGAAAUUGGAGCCACGAGUAUACAGAGGGGAGAGGAGGGGGGAGGAGAAGAAGGACGAGAGAGGAGAGGAGAAGGGGGAGGGCAAGAGUGAUGUGAGGGGUGAGGAGAAAAAAGAGAAGGGGGACACGAGAGCUGAGGAAAAUAACAAGAGGAGGGGGGAGGUUAAAGAGAACGGGAGAAAGUCGGGGAAGGGGAACAGGAUGAGGGUAAGAAGCAAUAAAGUGAAGGAAGUCCAGAAGGACGACAGCAAGGUGGAGGAGCAGACAGAGGUCAAAGAAGAAGGGAAGGACGUCUUGAAGGACGAGGUGAUGGACGAGAUGAAAUGGGAAAGUUCAGAGGGCGGUGGGUGGUGCGGCGUGCCGCGGUGCAGUCUAGAGACUCCUCGCCGUGGUGACUGGCUACGAAAACACCGCAACUUCACUGACACGUUUUUACGAAUGACCCCCUCUCGGGGGUCGCCCGAAAGGUCAUCGAGGUCAUUAUCAGGGGUCACGGCAGUGUCAGGAGGAGGAGGAGGAGGAGGGGGCGGAGUCUAUCGCCUGACCCCGGACUCCGUCCUCCGUUGGUUCUACCCGGCGGUCCAGCGUUGCCUAGCAACCGUGCGCUACCCUUUCGAGCAGCGCUGUACGCUGAGUCUGGCUCUCGCCGACGACCGUGUGCAGCUCCGACUCACACCGCGUUCCGACUACGUCUGCUGUCACAUCUCCAUGGCAAUACGGCUCCUCCCUGCCAUCCCCCUCGGAGACGGGGUCUACCUGGUUCCCAUGGAAACGACGGCCUCAGUGGCGAUGUCAAAUACAGACCAGCACCAGAACCAGCAGAGCGGGGAGAGGGACCUGUGGACUUUGUUCUUCCCCCGCCAGGAGCAGCGUCUGCUGGGCUGGCUCCGUGGCCGCUCACCACAGCCCUCCUGCCACCUCAAGGUGCUCCAGCUGACCAAGGCCCUGCGUGACCUGGGUGGCCAGGCACUGGACAGCCACCGGGGGGCGCUCUGGAGGUCAGUCCUCUCCUCCUACACACUGAAGACGGCCUGGCUGCGUCUGCUACUCAGCUCUCCUGCAGAGGCCUGGGAGGAUCGCCAUCUGGUGGCCAGGAUGGAGGAGCUGGUCCGCAGCCUGAGGGAGAGCCUCCAGAACCGGGCUCUGGAUCACCUCUUCCUGGGGAGCGACAGCGGCUCCAUCUUACCUGACUCUGUGACUCUACCUAAGUUGGUCAAGGAGGCGGUGGGAGCUCCAGUGGAUGGUCCAGUGGAGGGUUUGAGGGGACGUUUGGGGGGUUCGGCAGGGAACCUCUGGGCAGGUGUGGACCCAGCCUCAUUGGACCUAGUGUCUGGCCGGUUGGCGUACGCCUGGAGCCAUCUCCACCGGCUGAUCAGGUUGGGCCGACCCCAGAGGAGUAGCUUGGGGCUGGGCAGGGCAGGAAACAUAAACUGCCAGCAUCUGCAACCUGGAGAGUAACC